Schistocerca serialis cubense is the source of this 1170-nucleotide messenger RNA. RefSeq names its product protein MAK16 homolog (gene Rbm13). The coding region runs from base 144 to 1094 and encodes 316 amino acids. The record is from RefSeq and is a predicted model, not a curated record. Gene Ontology annotation, biological process: maturation of LSU-rRNA; maturation of 5.8S rRNA. NCBI's taxonomy places the organism in Eukaryota, Metazoa, Arthropoda, Insecta, Orthoptera, Acrididae. The transcript has 9 exons. Gene Ontology annotation, cellular component: preribosome, large subunit precursor; nucleolus.
UCUUUGACGUAGUGUUGACAUGUUGUUAGUAACCAUGUGGGUUGUGUGAGCGUGUGUUUAGUAGGUUAAUCGUGUGCUUUGAAUUGUGUAACUUCAGAUUUCAUUGAUAAACUGCGCUUACAGGUGGAGUCGUAUUUUACGUGAUGCAGCACGACGACGUUGUGUGGAGUGUUAUAAAUAAAUCUUUCUGCUCAUUCAAAGUUAAUACCAAGACUCAGAGAUUCUGCAGAAAUGAGUAUAAUGUCUCAGGGUUGUGCAGUAGAUCAGCCUGUCCUCUUGCCAACAGUCAGUAUGCAACUGUCAGAGAAGAAAAAGGAAUUGUCUAUUUGUACAUGAAAACAGCUGAAAGGUCAGCAUUUCCAAAAAAGACAUGGGAGAAAGUGAAACUUUCAAGAAAUUAUGAGAAAGCAAUCCAUCAGAUAAAAGAGAACUUGUUAUACUGGCCAGGGUUCAUUAGGACGAAAUGUAAGCAGAGAUUCACCAAAAUAACACAGUAUCUCAUUCGUAUGAGGAAACUGACUUUACGGAGACAGAAGAAGUUAAUCCCUCUGCAGCGCAAGAUUGAACGAAGAGAGCGAAGGAAAGAAGUUAAAGCACUUGUUGCAGCAAGACUUGAUACUGCAAUAGAGAAAGAACUUAUAAAUAGACUGAGGCAGGGUGUGCAUGGUGAUAUAUACAAUUUCCCCCAGACUGCAUUUGAUAAGGCAUUAGAGAGAGAAGAAGUUGAGGAAGAGCGAGAUGAAGAGGAAGAAGAAAUUGAGGCUGAAGUAGAGUACGAAAAUGAAUUGGAUAAAGAAUUGGAAAAUGAUCAAGAAUAUGUCAUGGCUGGGAGCAGUGAUGAGUAUGAAAGUGAAGGCAAUGACGACAUGAAUGAUGAAGUGGAUUCAGACUCUGGACAUGUUGAAGUGGUAGAAAGCGACAUUGAUAUAUCUGAUACAUCAGAUAUUGAGGAUUUGGCAGCUAAACACAAAAAAAGUGGUGAGCCAUCAACUGCCAGUAAAAAAUCGUCCAAACGCCGUGUUAAAAAGUCUAGAAAGCCUCAUGUUGAAAUUGAAUAUGAGCAUGAAAUGGCUACACCCCUUAGGACAAGCUGAUGUGUAAUGUCCACACACUUACUAUUUAAAUGAUCUGUAAUUUUUGGAUUGUAAAUAAACAUUUAAUUUUUCACAA